Messenger RNA from Mesorhabditis spiculigera, 813 nucleotides. NCBI's taxonomy places the organism in Eukaryota, Metazoa, Nematoda, Chromadorea, Rhabditida, Rhabditidae. The record is from the annotation of a GenBank genome assembly.
AUGAUUCCGUUUCUUCUGCUUCUGAUUGCCGUUGCGCAAGCCGUCGAUGAAAAAGUGUCUUUCAAGAAGUUUCAAGAAUCGCACGUCCAUUUCGCCCGGAAUGCCCAGAAUGGCAGCACGUUGCAGGUGCACGCCCAGAUUCUACGUGGUGCGAAGCGCUGGCGGAUCAGUUUGCUGCACAGCAAUCAGAUGAGCGUGGGGAUUGCGCUCGACGUUAUCGUCGACAAAAAUCUACACUAUUACGCUUCGUCUAUUAAUGACACAAAGAUCUCGCAACCAAACUGGGUGCUCGGCUCGCCCGUGUUCGACCGGGCCCCCUUUGGUCCGGGACAAUGGCUCGAUGUGACGAUGCAAGUAAUCGGAUUCCGGCAAAUCAAGGUCAUGUUCGGGAAAGGUUCCGGCGUGCGCGACUACGUCUUCACCAUGCCCGCCGAGCUGCCCACCCGGAAUACAAGGGACCUGAAUAUGGCUGUGGUUUCCGGCGAUCUGCGCUCCAUCAAAAUCACCGGCACCGCACUUGCCGGCAGUAAUCAAUAUUCACAAGCCGCCGAUCUCGUCGAAAACACGGCCAUCCACGUCGAGAAGGGCGACAAGCCAAUCGUCCGCACAACCACACGCCGUGCGACUCGUCGCCCGUUUGUGCGAAAGACGGUGCCCCCUAUGGUUCUGCUGCCCGAGUUCAACGCGUUCAACAUCAUCCCAGAGCUGUCGAUGGCUGAUUAUCGGGAGAGGAUUCGGGCAUUGAUGGCUAGGAUGGAUCGAGAACAGGAAGAGGAGAGACCGCCUGUCUAUCGGGGAGAAGAUGAUAACUAC